Rana temporaria (common frog) is the source of this 1023-nucleotide messenger RNA. RefSeq names its product olfactory receptor 1019-like. The transcript has a single exon. The record is from RefSeq and is a predicted model, not a curated record. Lineage: Eukaryota; Metazoa; Chordata; Amphibia; Anura; Ranidae. Bases 1 to 933 code for a protein of 310 amino acids. Gene Ontology annotation, molecular function: G protein-coupled receptor activity; olfactory receptor activity. Gene Ontology annotation, cellular component: membrane. Gene Ontology annotation, biological process: G protein-coupled receptor signaling pathway.
AUGGGAAAUCAGACAAUUUGGAAGGAAUUCCUCCUCGCUGGACUCUCUGACCUUCCUGAUCUUCAGCUCCCUCUCUUCCUCUUCUUCCUUCUCAUCUACCUUCUGACAUUAAUCUGGAAUUUGCUGAUCAUUGUCCUCAUAGUCACCGACUCUCACCUCCGUGUUCCUAUGUAUUUCUUCCUCGGGAACCUGGCUGGUUUGGACCUCUGUUAUUCCUCAUUAACCGUCCCACGAAUAUUAUUUGACCUUCAAACGAAGACAAGGAAAAUUUCCAUAACAGCUUGUAUAACCCAAGUAUACUUUUUUCUAUUCUUUGCCUGUUGUGAUGUUUUUCUGUUGGCUGUCAUGUCCUAUGAUCGAUAUACCGCCAUUUGUCAGCCAUUACAUUACACACAGAUCAUGAGUUGGAAAGUAUGUGGUCAGUUGAUGUCCAUUGUGUGGUGUCUCAGCUUUACUUAUUCGUUAGUUCACACACUUUAUGCCUUCAAAUUAACAUUUUGUGGAUCAGACGUUAUAGAAAGUUUCUUCUGUGACCUUCCACCAUUGUUUCGGAUCUCCUGCAGUGACACCUUCAUCAAUGUUCUGCUCAUCUUUCUUUUGGGAGGCUUCCUUGCUGCUGGAUCUCUAAUACUGACCUUCCUGCCCUAUGUCUAUAUAAUCAAAACUGUUCUUAAAAUUCAAGCUAAGGGCAAUAGGAGUAAAGUUUUUUCCACUUGUACCUCUCACCUGACAGUGGUAUUUAUGUAUUAUGGAUCCUUUAUGUUUAAUUAUUUUGGCCCAAGUGCUCAUUAUAAUUUUCCUGGUGACAAAGCGGUGUCCGUCUUUUACACAGUGAUAGUUCCUCUCCUGAAUCCUCUCAUUUACAGUCUGAGGAACCAGGAUUUUAAAACAGCAUUUCAACGUGUUUUCAGGAAGAUCUUCCCACCAAAAUAGAGAUACAGAAAGAUGGUUGGCUCCUUCCCUGGUUUUGAAAGCGUAAUAAUAAGAGCAUUUAAUGACUCAGUUGCAAACUUUAGGGGUGAU